Ananas comosus (pineapple) is the source of this 1559-nucleotide messenger RNA. RefSeq names its product photosystem II stability/assembly factor HCF136, chloroplastic. The record is from RefSeq and is a predicted model, not a curated record. The coding region runs from base 122 to 1381 and encodes 419 amino acids. Gene Ontology annotation, molecular function: protein binding. NCBI's taxonomy places the organism in Eukaryota, Viridiplantae, Streptophyta, Magnoliopsida, Poales, Bromeliaceae. The transcript is spliced from 8 exons.
UCUCGUUGUUAUCCACCGAAGCUUUGAGAGAGCCCGCGAACACACACGCGCGCAUACGCAUACACGGAGCAUCGUCAUCUUCGUCGCCGUCGCGAGAAAAAGCUCUUCCCCACUCUCUCCAAUGGCGACUCUCCGCCUCACCGACCUAAACCCCAUCCUCCUCGACAGCUCCCCGCGCCGCUCCUCCUCCUCCUCCUCCUCCUCCUCCGCCGCCGCACGGAGCCCUGGCCGUCAUCAUCGCCGUUCUCGCCUCGUCCCGAGGUCCUCGUUCCGUUCCUCUUCGCCUUCGUCCUCGUCGCCGAAGAAUCGGCGCGAGUUCAUCGUCGACACCGCCGCCGCGGCGGCGGCGGCGGCGCCGCUCGUGCUUACGCCCCUCGUCGGCGGCGCGGCGGCGAGGGCGGAGGAGCCGGCGCUUUCCGAGUGGGAGAGGGUCUACCUCCCCGUCGACCCCGGCGUCGUCCUCCUCGACAUCGCCUUCGUCCCCGACGACCUCUCCCACGGUUUUCUUUUGGGGACGAGACAGACUAUAUUGGAGACAAAAGAUGGAGGGCUUACUUGGUUCCCACGUUCUAUUCCGUCGGCGGAAGAUGAGGACUUCAAUUAUAGAUUCAACUCCAUCAGCUUCAAAGGAAAAGAAGGGUGGAUUGUAGGGAAACCUGCAAUUUUGCUGCACACAUCAGAUGCUGGAGAGAGCUGGGAAAGAAUACCUUUGAGUGCCGAACUUCCUGGUGACAUUGUUUAUAUAGAAGCUACUGGUGAAAAAAGUGCAGAGAUGGUCACUAAUCAAGGAGCAAUCUACGUAACAUCAAAUCGAGGGUACAAUUGGAAAGCUGCUGUGCAAGAGACUGUCUCAGCCACUCUUAACAGAACAGUUUCCAGUGGCAUUAGUGGUGCAAGCUACUAUACGGGGACCUUCAACACUCUAAACCGCUCUCCUGAUGGCCGAUAUGUUGCUGUCUCAAGCCGUGGAAACUUCUACUUGACUUGGGAGCCUGGACAGCCAUAUUGGCAACCGCAUAACAGAGCGGUAGCACGGCGAAUACAGAACAUGGGAUGGAGAGCUGAUGGUGGUCUUUGGCUUCUUGUGCGAGGUGGCGGGCUUUAUCUGAGUAAAGGAACAGGGCUCACUGAAGAAUUUGAGGAGGUUCCAGUCCAGAGCAGGGGGUUCGGUAUUCUUGACGUUGGUUAUCGCUCGAAGGACGAAGCAUGGGCGGCGGGGGGAAGUGGCAUCCUGCUGAGAACAACAAACGGCGGAAAGAGUUGGACUCGUGAUAAAGCUGCAGAUAACAUCGCUGCGAACCUCUACUCUGUAAAGUUCAUCACAGAUGACAAAGGCUUUGUUCUCGGGAACGACGGUGUCUUGCUUCGAUACCUCGGUUGAUAUAACAGGUCAUGAGAGAUUUCCCUCGCCUUUUCGAAGAUAAAUAGCAAUUCAUCUUACAUUUUGUGUUAUGUAAAGAAUCUUCGCAUUCUUCAUUCUAACUGUAAGUUCUGUAUCUGCAUUCCUGUUACAAGAACUUAUCUCCAGUAUAAUUAAUUUGUUUGUGAGUUCAGAUUUC